This is a messenger RNA of Momordica charantia (bitter melon), 635 nucleotides long. The record is from RefSeq and is a predicted model, not a curated record. Lineage: Eukaryota; Viridiplantae; Streptophyta; Magnoliopsida; Cucurbitales; Cucurbitaceae.
CAGAAUAUGCGUAUACACUUCAAGUAGAUGAAAAGAGUGACAUUUAUAGCUACGGAGUCGUAUUGAUGGAGAUCUUGAGUGGUAAGAGAUCUGUGGAUUCAGAAUUUGGGGAUGGGAAUAGCAUUGUGGAUUGGGUGAGAUCCAAGAUCAAGAUCAAGGAUGGAAUCAGUCAAAUUUUGGACAAAAAUGCUGGGGCAUCUUGUGCAUCUGUUAGGGAAGAAAUGAUACAAAUGCUUCGUAUUUCUCUGCUCUGUACCAGUCGAAACCCCGCAGAUCGACCAUCGAUGCGCGACGUCGUUUUGAUGCUACAAGAGGCCAAACCAAAGAGAAAAUUGCCUGAAAACAGCGAUGGCUGUGGUGGGGGUGCCAAUGGCCUUCUAGGCCAGAAGACGGUAGUUGAGUGUUAAUAUGAUAGCUUUUAAGGGGGUUUUUUUUUGGUAUUUUUCAAUUGGUGGGGAUUGGUAUAGGAGAAGUUUUUUUUUUUUUUUUUCCCUCUCUUCUAAUUUCAAAUCUACUUUCCAAUGGAAUUUCUUAGUGUUCUUGUGAAACUUUCUAAUGUACUUGCGACUCUGUUUCACUAUUUUUGCCUUUUCGAGCACAUGAAUUGAAGGGUUGAAUUGAAGGGUGUUUCUAUA